AUGGCCAGUCCUCACACUCCGUAUCACCCCCAACCGGGGCCAUCCUACUACCAACAUCCUCCACCCCCACCACAGCCCCCGCACUAUGGCUACGCGCCAGCGCCUGGUCCGGCACCGUACUACGCAUACCCCAUGCCACCCAUGAACGGGCACGCACCGAUGCAUCAACCAGCCUCCCCUAGAAUCAGCGGUGGUGGGCGCGGCCGCUAUCCUCACAGAGGUGGAGGGCCCGCGUACCAUUACCAGCCCGUCCCCCACCAGCACAUGCCCCCACCUACCAUGUCGGUUCAGACUCCCCCGCCACUGUCCCCCGCAAGCCCCUUCCAUCACCCACAAAAGUUUCAGCCUCAUCCUCACGCCCAUCAAGUGCCUUACGGCUCUCCUUACCACCAUCCGCAACCGACCCCACAUUACCCUCAUACCUGGCAAGGGCAGGCACCAUCACCCGUCCCCAAACAGCUCACUGCACUUCCGCCAAUGCUGAUCCAGGAGCAUCCUCAGCUUCAUCCGCCCCAGCCCCCACCUAAUGCUCAGCCGCAGCCACUACCAGACAUGCGCCUCGUUCCUAUACCGCCGUCUGCUCCGAUAUCCGACGAUGCUGCUCGGAUACCUUCCCCAAUAGUUCAGCCGCUUUUACAACCCAUACCGGCUUCGCAGCCUCAGCAUUCUCCUCCGGAGAUCCCUCAAGAAGAAACUCCGCCCGAAGAGCCUGCAGUCGUAAACCAGCCUGAGGAGUCGGAACCCGAACCGCAACAGGCAGAGGAACCCACUGUCCAGGCAGUCGCAAACAGUCCUGAGUCUGAGAUGCCGAACAGUCCUACGGAUGCGCCUCCCUCCUUCACCGCGAUUGCGUCCACCUUCGUAAUCUGGUCACGUCGUCCUGAAAACCCCAGUCUGGCGCCUGGGGUCAUCAUCUCACCCCGUGCCUUUCCUCCCGAGAACGUGGUGCAGAGAGCUCUCGAGCUUCGGACCCCACCGGCUUCUCCAAAGGUCCAGCGCAUUGCUUUACCGCAGCCCUCGAUACCGGUCCCCGGCGAUGUUGAAGGCUCGCCUGAGCUCGCCGGUGAACUGUCUUCUUCGACGACAGAGACAACUCCAUCAGGUUCGCUUGCGGCGGACACACCUGUCCCGGGUUCGCCCUACUCAUGCGCCACGUCAGUUUCCGCUGCCGUUGAGCCUUCAGCACCCAAGGUUCAGGUCACUCCCCUCGCCGAUGCCCAAACGGAACAGGUUUCUACCACACCUGAGAUUAUGGAACCCACAACCCCUCAGCUGACUUCGGCUACCUCAGCAGCACUAGCAGCACCAGCAGCACCAGUACCGGUCACCCCUGCACCAGCGAUACCUGCUCCUCCACCGAAGCCCAAGUCGUGGGCAGCGCUCCUCCAGUCGGACUCCACCGCCUCGUCUUCCAAGCCCCGUCUUCCAGUCUCGAACGUCGUCGGUUUCUCUAUCCCAGCCACCUCCGGAGGGUCGUCAUCUCCCCAUCCGGGGGGAUCGGUGGGCGCCGCGAACCGAAACGAACUCCUUCGUCUGAUCAACGAGGGCCCGUCAAGUUCAACUGCCAACCUCGCCGCGGCGAUGAAGAUCCGCCCGCGGGGCUUGGUCAAUACCGGCAACAUGUGUUUCGCCAACGCGGUUCUGCAGAUCCUCGUCUACUGUCCUCCCUUCCAUCGCUUCUUCUCAGAGCUUCGUAAGCAUCUUUCCGGUCCCGUUGUUGGCUCACAACGGGAAGGCUCGAAAGCCACGCCGCUUGUCGACGCUACCAUCCAAUUUAUGAAAGAGUUUGUGCCGGACCCACCUGCUCACGCCGCCGACUCGAGGUCCAAGGGCAAGGAGCGUGACGAUGAUGCGUUCGAUGAGCUCGAUAGCUUCAUCCCAACCUACGUCUACGAUGCGAUGAAGGAGAAGAAGCGGUUCGCCAACAUGAUUGGUGGACAUCAAGAGGAUGCAGAAGAGUUCCUUGGGUUUUACCUUGAUACCCUCGAGGAAGAGCUCCUGUCGAUAGCGCAAUCGCUGCAGCCCAAAGAACCUGCAAAGGCCUCCGAGGAGGAGUCAGUGCAGGAUGAUGGCUGGAUGGAGGUGGGGAAGAAGAACAAGGCCGUGACCACCAGAACCGCCAAGUCCACUGACUCCCCGAUCACGCGGAUAUUUGGUGGGAAGUUCCGCUCGAUACUGCAGACGCCGCACCAGCGCGACUCCGUCACGAUCGAGGACUGGCGUUCGCUGCAACUCGACAUCCAACCCCAGGACGUCACCUCCCUCCGGGACGCGAUCCGGCACAUCUCACAGCCCCAGACGGUGCAGAUCUCAAUCCCCACGCGGCCGGGCGUGGUGUUAGACGCAAAGCAACAGGUGCUGAUCGAUGCGCUCCCGCCGGUGCUCAUCCUCCACAUGAAGCGCUUCCUGUACGACACGAAGGUCGGCGACGUCGUGAAGGUCGGGAAGCAGGUGUCCUUCUCCGCCGAACUCGAUAUUCCCCUAGGCCGUAAAAUACCAGCUCUUCGGCGUCCUAUACCACCACGGGCCCUCCGCCUCGGCGGGCACUACACCCUCGACGUCCUCCACCCGAACCGCGAGCUCUCAGACCGCCCGCGGCCAGCGUGGAUCCGGAUCGACGAUGAGCUCGUCUCAGACGUCAUGCCCCAAGACGUCUUCGGCGGCCAGGAGCGCGAGGACCGCCAACCAUACCUGCUCUUCUACCGCCGCCUCGCAGCGUGGGGCGCGGCACGGACAUGA
Messenger RNA from Epithele typhae, 2739 nucleotides. Its product is annotated as cysteine proteinase. NCBI's taxonomy places the organism in Eukaryota, Fungi, Basidiomycota, Agaricomycetes, Polyporales, Epitheliaceae. The transcript has 4 exons. Gene Ontology annotation, molecular function: cysteine-type deubiquitinase activity; cysteine-type endopeptidase activity. The coding region runs from base 1 to 2739 and encodes 912 amino acids. The record is from RefSeq and is a predicted model, not a curated record. Gene Ontology annotation, cellular component: nucleus; cytosol. Gene Ontology annotation, biological process: protein deubiquitination.